Closterium sp. NIES-65 is the source of this 5811-nucleotide messenger RNA. Lineage: Eukaryota; Viridiplantae; Streptophyta; Zygnematophyceae; Desmidiales; Closteriaceae. The record is from the annotation of a GenBank genome assembly.
AUGGCUAGCCCUCCUGUGCUAGCUUUCGAUGCUGAGGGCCGCCCAGUGAAGUUUGACACCUGGCUAGAUGACCUGCACCUCUUCCUACAGCUCACUGCCAAGGAGGACAUCUCACUGUAUGAUCAUGCCCUAGGCCAUGCCGCUGCCCCUGCCACUACUGCUGACAGCACUACCCGCUCCCAGUGGCAGACUCGUGACGCCCACGCUCGCUUUGCUAUUCGCAACUCCUUGCCGAUAGAUGAGCGCGAGCACUUUGGCCAGCACAAGACUGCACAGGCGCUGUACACUGCUGUCGUUGCCCGCUACUCCUCACCUGCCUCUGCCGCACUAGGUCGUCUCUCACUCCCCUACCUGUUCCCCGACCUGGCCUCUUUCCACACAGUCGCUGACCUCAUCACUCACCUCCGCACUAGUGAGGCCCGCUUUCGUGCCGCUAUGCCCGCUGAGUUUCUUACCACCCACCCCCCCCCGCUCUGGCUCACUCUCUACCACCUAGUCACCCGCCUCCCUGACACUCUGCGUGCAGUCAGGGACCACUUCCUAGCUCGCUGCCCCACUGAGCUCACCAUUGACCUCCUCGAGAAGGAACUGCUUGCAGCUGAGAAGAGUAUUGUAGCUGUAGGUGGCGACCCCCGCACCCCGUUCUUCGAGGGGUGUUCCCCUUCCCCCCUUCUCCCCUCUGUCGCCUCUGCUGCUGCUGUCGACCUCCUCGGUGCUGAGAAGGCCGGGACUACGUCUGCUUCAAGCUGGCGCCGCAGCGACAAGGGCAAAGGGGGCAAGGGAGGCGGAGGUGACGGCGGGGGAGGCGGUGGUGGGGGCGGUGGCGGCGGUGGCGGUGGUGGUGGGGCUGGAGGGACUAGUGGCAGCGGUGGGGGUGGUGGCGGCAGCGGCGGGGGAGGUGGCAGGGGCGGGGGCGGUGGUUGGGGCGGCGGUGGACGCGGCCGCGGCAGGGGCGGGGGUGGUCGAGGUGGUGGCGGAGGCGGUGGUGGACGUGGAGGCGCUGGCAGUGGCCAGAGCCAGCAGCACGCUCGUCGCUCCAGGAGGCCCCCGUGUGGGAGGCCGCACACCACGCAGCGCUGGUUCUCUCGCCUCGACGACGCUUGGCGUGCUCAGUUCCCUGAGGCCUCUGAGCUGCCCUGCUGGCUUGAUCUGCUGAAGAAGGGGGUUGAUAUCUAUGCUCUAGACUUUGAUGCUAUUAUCACUGCCAUGUAUGUGAUGUCUACUAGUGGAGAGGGUGCUCACUACCUGCGUGUUCCGCCCGACCCGGGCAUUCGGACCAGUGAGGCUGCCGCUCUAGGUGCUAGUGCGUCUGCCCCUCCAGGUACUUGCGUGUCUGCUACCCCAGGUGCUGGUGAGGCUGCUGCUCUAGGUGCUUGUGAGUCUACGCCCCCUGGUACUGAGUCGACUGAGGCACUGCACACCUUCACACUGGACUCAGGCGCUUCUCGCUGUUUCUUUCGUGACCGCACUGCCCUUGAGUCGCUUGCUCGGCCAGUUGCUGUCUCUCUUGCUGACCCCUCUGGGGGUCCGGUCAUUGCGACCUCCUCCACUGUUCUACCUUGUCAUGCGGUCCCGUCGGGCACACUGUCAGGUCUCCACCUCCCCUCGUUCUCUACGAACUUGGUGGCGGGUUGUGCGCUCCAGGACGGGGGUGUUCACCAGUUCACCCCUGCCUACGAGCGCGUGACACACUGCACGUGUGCUCGGACGGGCCAUCACCUGGCUACCUUCACACGGCAGCCGGGGUCGGACCUGUACACACUAACCACUGAGUCCCCUCAGGUAGCUGCGUCUGCGUCUGCGUCAGGUCAGCUGUCGGCCCCCUGCUCGUGUCGCUCUCUGGCGCACGAGACCGUCCUCUGGCACCACCGACUUGGUCACCCGUCCGUGCAGCGCCUUCGUGCCAUGCACAAACGGUACCUUGUCUCUGGUCUUCCCAGGGUUCUCCCUCCCCUACCACCCUCGCCUGCUCCUACCUGUCUUCCCUGUGUCGAGGGGCGGCAGCGCGCCGCUCCUCACUCCUCCUCGUUUCCCCCGACGACUGCUCCCUUGCAGACGCUCCACAUGGACGUGUGGGGCCCAGCCCGCGUCCGUGGUCAGGGUCAGGAGAGGUACUUCCUGAUUGUUGUUGACGACUUCUCGCGCUACACCACGGUCUUCCCCUUGCGCACCAAGGGUGAGGACCCUGAUGUCUUGAUCCCCUGGGUCCGCAGAGCCCGUCUUCAGCUCAGCGAGCGUUUCCGCUCGGAGUUUCCUGUCCUGCGCUUGCACUCUGACAGAGGUGGUGAGUUCUCCUCCGACCUCUUGGCAGCCUACUGUGCCGACCACGGCAUUGAGCAGUCGUUCACGCUUCCGGCCUCUCCACAGCAGAAUGGGGUUGCUGAACGCCGCAUUGGCUUGGUCAUGGAGCUCAACCUCUGGCCCCGUGUCUCCUUGUCGGAGACCUCGCCCACACUGCUGUGGACGGGGGAGGUUGGCGAUGCGUCUCGUUUCCGGGUCUGGGGAUCUCGAGCUUUUGUCCGCGAUACGUCCGCAGACAAGCUCUCCUCCCGCGCUGUUCCUUGUGUCUUCCUGGGCUUUGUCCCUGACGCGGCUGGUUGGCAGUUUUACAGCGCCACCACGCGCCGUGUCCUGCCCUCUCAGGACGUCACUUUUGACGAGUCCGUGCCCUACUACCGCCUCUUCCCCUACCGCACUGCUCCGCUCCCCCCCCCGCCUCUCUUCCUCGCGCCAGGUGCUGCUGUGGUAGACCCCCUCCCCCCUCAGGGUGCCGCUCCCUCAGGUGUGUCCCAGGUAAACCCGGUUGAGCCUGUCGAGGUAGCUGUCGACUCUCGUCCUGCUAGGGGUGCUGAGCUUGGGGGUGAGGGGCCUGAGGUUGCGGAGUCUGGGGGUGCUGAGCCUGGGCGUGCGGAGCCUGGGGGUGCGGAGUCUGGGGGUGCUGAGCCUGGGGGUGAGGAGCCUGCGGGUGCUGAGUCUGGGGGUGUUGAGUCUGGAGGAGCUGAGUCUGGAGGUGCUACACCUGGAGGAGCUCUGUCCUCCGAGCAGCUACGUGAGUGGUACUUACAGUACUGCCGCCUUAGGAGAGGUGUCUCUGGAGCUAGGAGUGCUGCUGGAGCUGGUGCUAGUGCUUCCCCUCCUAGGCGGGCGCUGCCCUCUCCUCAGCAGCUCCGCGAGUGGUACGCUCGGCACUGCAGUCUCCGGAGUGGCGCUCCUUGCGUCGUGGACCCAGGUGCUGCUGGUGCUACUGGAGGUGCUGCUAGAGCUGAUGGAGGUGCUGAUGGAGCUGCUGGAGGUGCUGCUGGAGCUGCUACUGGUGCUGCUGGUGCUGGUGCUGCUGGAGCUGCUGGAGGUGCUGCUGGUGCUGGAGCUGCUGCAGCUGCUGGAGGUGCUGCUGGAGCUGCUCGAGGUGCUGCUGGUGCUAGUAGUGCUGGUGCUGGAGCUGCUGGAGGUGCUACUGGUGAUGCGGACCCGGGCGUUGGAGCUGCUGCUGGUGCUGUGGACCUGGGCGUUGGAGCUGCUGCUGGUGCUGUGGACCCUGGAGCUGGAGCUGUUGCUGGUGCUGGGGGCUUUGGAGCUGGUGUCUCUGCUGGCUCUGGAGACGCAGCGCGGCCGCGGCCGUACUUCGUUCAGCUCCUUCAGCAGGUUCUUGGUCAGCCUCCUCCUCCUUGUCCUCCUACCUCCUUAGCGUUUCCUCCGUCUGACCAGUCGCAGUCACAGUUACCGCCUGCCUUCCCUCUCCCUUGUCCUGCUCCUUACACUGGUCCGACUGGAGGUCUUACUGAGCGUCGUGAGCCUGAGUCUCGUUUUGCGUCGCCUGAGUCUCGUCGUGCGUCGCCUGUCCGCACUGCACGCACUGGUCGUCGUGCUCCACGUGAGCGUCCUCCUCCUGUUCUAGGCACUCACUACAUGACCCUGCGUCAGUCCACUGCUCCACAGCGCGUCCCUCUGCCGUCUCCUCCUGCGUCCUCUCUUCCUGACGUUGCCGACCCGCCGUCAGACCUUACUCGUGCUGCCAGUCCUACAGUCGCGCGUCUCCUUGCCACUGUUGUCACUGACCCUACCUUUGAGUCCUCUGCUGCGUCUGCUCUAGUCGCUGAGCUUGUUGACUUUGCUGCCGCCUGUCGUCUUGACUACGCCGCUAGCCUUGUCGCUGAGUCUGAGUCUGUCUGUCCUCCGUCCGUCGGGGGUGAGUGUGCUUUUGGCACGGACGUCCUUGAGGACAGGCAGGAGGAGUUUGAGUUCUUUGCCGCUGCUUUGCCCCAUCUUGUGUCCAUGCUAGUUGCCCCUGAGGGAGACCCGGAUGCACCAGACAUUCCGACCCCACGCUCCUACGCAGAGGCGAUGGAGGGUUCCCCCACCUGGGGCGAACAUCGUCAGUGGCAUGUGGAUUUUCAGGGUAAAGCGGCCGCCGGUUCUCCGCCUGCCUUCAAGGCGCGCUACGUUGCACGAGGCUUCAGUCAGCGAGAGGGAGUUGACUUCUUCCGGACCUUCUCCCCGACCCCGAAGAUGACCACUCUUCAGGUUCUGCUGCACGUCGCCGCUCAGCGUGACUACGAGCUCCACUGCCUUGACUUCAGCACUGCGUUCCUGCAGGGCACCCUGCACGAGGAGAUCUGGCUGCGCCGCCCACCUGGCUUCACUGGGUCGUUCCCUCCUGGUACCCAGUGGAGCCUCCGGCGGCCGGUCUACGGUCUCCGCCAGGCGCCCCGUGAGUGGCACGACACACUGAGGACUACUCUUGCUGCUCUUGGGUUUGCUCCUUCUACUGCUGACCCGUCGCUGUUUCUACGCACCGACACCACUCUGCCGCCGUUCUACGUUCUCGUGUACGUAGACGACUUGGUCUUUGCUACUUCUGACACUGAGGCACUCGCCCACGUGAAGUCGAAGCUGCAGAAGAGACACACGUGCACAGACCUGGGUGAGCUCACAAGCUAUCUUGGCUUGCGGAUCACCCGGGACAGAGCACAGCGCACCAUCACCUUGACUCAGUCACACAUGGUGCAGCAGGUCCUUCAGCGCUUCCGCUUCACGUGCUCCUCGCCUCAGCCCACUCCUCUGCCUACCGGUCACUCGCUCUCAGCUCUGCCUUCGGAUGAGUCCGUAGAGCCGAGUGGCCCGUAUCCAGAGCUUGUGGGCUGCCUCAUGUACCUGAUGACCUGCACUCGACCUGACCUAGCCUACCCUCUUAGCAUCCUAGCACGCUAUGUUGCUCCUGGCCGUCACAGGAAGGAGCACAUGGAUGCCACUAAGAGGGUGUUGCGCUACUUGUGCAGUACGUCGGGCAUGGGGCUUGUGCUUGGAGGCCGGCUCGACGUUGUCCUCACUGGACACUCAGACGCUUCUUGGGCUGACGACCAGGCUACGCAGCGGUCGUCUCAGGGUUACACCUUCAGCCUUGGCUCUGGCUCUGUUUCUUGGCGUUCUACACGCUCUUCCUCUGUUCUCAGCUCCAGUUGUGAGGCUGAGAUCUACGCCACAGCCAUGGCUGCCCAGGAGCUACGCUGGCUCACCUACCUGCUGACCGACCUUGGAGAGCGACCUCGUUCUCCUCCAGUGCUGUACGUCGACAACAAGGCAGCCAUUGCCUUGUGUGAGGAGCACAGACUGGAGCACAGAACGAAGCACAUCGCUCUGCGCUACUUCCUUGCUCGAGAGCUGCAGCAGCGUGGUCAGCUUCGUCUGCGUUACGUGGCCACUCGGGCCAACACUGCUGAUGUGUUCACCAAGGCGCUUCAGGCCUGUGACCAUCAGCGUUUCUGUACUGUUCUAGGCCUUGUGCCUACUCUCCCUCACUUGCUCACUUCUUGA